This is a messenger RNA of Psammomys obesus (fat sand rat), 1280 nucleotides long. RefSeq names its product serine/arginine repetitive matrix protein 3-like. The coding region runs from base 1 to 1200 and encodes 399 amino acids. The transcript is spliced from 4 exons. The record is from RefSeq and is a predicted model, not a curated record. NCBI's taxonomy places the organism in Eukaryota, Metazoa, Chordata, Mammalia, Rodentia, Muridae.
AUGGGGGGCGGGGCUGGUGAAGUCCGGGGAGAACUGGCUGUUUUACUGCUGUCCAGGAUCUGUGAGAACAUCUGCUGGUUAGGAAGGAAAACGCAGGUCCGGCUGACUCAGCCUGCGAGGGCGCACCCAGCCCUGGGGACGCGGUCCUGCCUAGUGCCGGGUCCACCAGGGACGGUGACCAGAGAGGGCGGGGCGGGGUGGGACGCUGGCGCGGAGUACCAGGACCAAUCAGGACGCGGCGCUUCAGGGGCUAAGGUUCUCGGUUCCCCCUUCUCCGGGCGCAGCGCCGCCUGGCGAGUUGUGCACCGGCGGGCGGAGCCUGCAGCAUUCUCGGGGGCACACAGGGCUGUCGGGAUUGUCCUCUCCGGGGUCUGUGCGGGGGCGGCGCCGCCACUCCCUCGGGCUCCGCGGCGGGAAUGCGGCUGCCGUGGCCGGCUGGGCAGCGGGCGGCGGCAGCAAGCGGAGCCCGGGCGCACUCGCCGCUGGCCGGGACGCCGCCCUGGCCUGCGCUCGGCUCCCGAGGCCGCCGCUGCGCUCCGGGGCCCGGCGCGGAAUGAGGUGCAGGCCGCGAGCCGGCGAGCGCCCCGCUCCGCGGCCCCCAGGCUCCCCGCGGCCGCCCGCGCCUCCCGUGCCCCGGCGCCCACGCUAGAGCCCCGCGCUGGCAGCGCUCGCCGCGGCCGAGGCCCGCAGAGCGCACGCGACCCGGCCCGGGUACCGAUCGUGGGGAUUCGCCUCCUGGACGCCGCCCGGGGGUGCGGGGACCCCGGCACGCUGCAGCCCGCGGGCCGCGCUCCGCACCGCAGCGCUCUUCCCAGCCUGGCCCGUGGCUUUGGCCUCUACGGUGCCCGGUCCCCCCGGCAUUCCUCCACCCUUCCCUCUGCUCCACCGCCUCCCAUUCAUUGCAUCCGUUUCCCCUUUCCGGCUCAGUUCCCCUCCCCGCAGCCUUCACGGACGAACCCCGCUAUCCUCUUGGGGUUCUCUGUACAUUCAUGGAAGUUUAGGGCCUGGACCGUGUCCCGGAGUCCGGCCCGCGCUGCUCGCAGGGCAGAGGAAGAUGUCUGCGCUCAAGCGGAUGAUGCGGGUCUCCAAUCGCUCCCUGAUUGCCUUCAUCUUCUUGUUCUCCCUCUUCACGUCCUGUCUCUACUUCAUCUAUGUGGCUCCAGGCAUCGCCAACACAUACCUCUUUAUGGUACAAGCUAGAGGUAUCAUGCUGAGAGAGAACGUGAAAACAAUCGGACAUAUGAUCAGGCUGUAUACGAAUAAAAAUACUACGCUCAAUG